Molecule: messenger RNA, 2751 nt
Organism: Dermatophagoides pteronyssinus (European house dust mite)
Lineage: Eukaryota; Metazoa; Arthropoda; Arachnida; Sarcoptiformes; Pyroglyphidae
Product: stearoyl-CoA desaturase 5-like
Biological process (GO): unsaturated fatty acid biosynthetic process
Cellular component (GO): endoplasmic reticulum membrane
Molecular function (GO): stearoyl-CoA 9-desaturase activity; iron ion binding
Source: RefSeq, a predicted model, not a curated record
AUUUUCAAACAUUUUUUUUCCUUAAUUCCUAUUACAAAAGAAUGGCAAUCCAUAAAAGUGAUCAAAAACAAUUUAUUGUUACGGAAGAAUUUUGUGAUGAAGAUUUUGAUCGACCUGAUGUUCCUGAUUGGUUUCGUAAUAAGAUUAUUGCUGUUGAAAAUGAUAAUGACCGGAAAAAAGUGACCACAAAACCUGAUCUGAUAACUACGAUGCAAAAUGGUUGCAAAAAUAAACCACCAUACAAAACUAUUAUCGUAUGGCGUAAUGUAAUUGCUAUGAUUGUUUUACAUUUGGCUGCUUUGUAUGGAAUUUAUUUGGCUAUAUGGAAUGCACGUUCGAAAACAAUUGCCUGGUCUUGUUUGAUGGCUGUUGUUGGUGGUCUGGGUGUAUUGGCCGGUUCACAUCGUUUAUGGACACAUCGUUCAUAUAAAGCAAGAUGGCCAUUACGAUUAUUAUUGAUGAUAGCCCAGACGAUUGCUUUGCAAAAUGAUAUCUAUGAAUGGUGUCGUGAUCAUCGUGUUCAUCAUAAAUAUUCCGAUACGGAUGCUGAUCCACAUAAUUCACGACGUGGAUUUUUUUUCUCUCAUAUGGGUUGGUUAUUAUGUCGUAAACAUCCGGAUGUAAUUGCGAAAGGUUCUACAAUCGAUAUGUCCGAUGUUUGGGCUGAUCCUAUUGUACGAUUUCAACGACGAUUUUAUAUUCCAUUGGUGUUAUUAUUAUGGGGUAUAUUUCCAGUAUGGAUACCUGUCCAUUAUUGGAAUGAAAAUCUUGAGGUAGCUAUUAUGGCCAAUGCAUUACGUUAUGUAAUGUUAUUACAUCAAGCAUGGUCAGUAAAUUCAGCUGCACAUCUUUUUGGUUAUCGUUUUUAUGAACAAUCUAUUGAACCACGAGAAAAUCGUUGGGUAGUUUAUCUUAGUUUAGGUGAAGGAUAUCAUAAUUAUCAUCAUACAUUUCCAUGGGAUUAUUCAGCAAGUGAACAUGGAUGGCGUGAUAAUUUUAAUGUAACAACGGCAUUCAUUGAUCUGGCUGCAUGGCUUGGCUUGGCUUAUGAUCGAAGAAUCGUAUCACGAACAGUGAUUGAAAAACGAAUUUGCCGAACUGGUGAUAAUCAUCAUCGAACCACCACGUGGAUGUUGGACAAAAACCAACGGAAACCAGUUUCCUUUGUUUUGGAUUUGAUUGCCGGUAUUUUAAUUUCGACAGCAUUAAUUUUCCUUAUACUCAUCCUAAGAUAUAUUUUACGCCGACUAUUUGUACAUAGACGACAAAAAACAUAUCAUUAUCAUCACUAUCAUCAUCGUCAAUCGUUGCAAUUAGUCCAAUUUUUUUUCGUUAACGGUUAUCGUCGAAUAUGUCAAUCCAAACGGAUCGGAAAAAAUAAAACAACAACCAUAACGAAAAAAUCCAUAACAAUCAUGAUGAAAAAUAUUCAACAAAAACGACAACAAAAUGGUAACAACAAAAACGACGAUAAUAAUAAUAAUAACGAUUCGUUGAUUGAUCAACGAUCCAGUAGCCAAGAAUUUAUUAUAAGUGAUCGAUUUGAUGAUCAAGAUUUUCAUCGACCUGAUGUACCUGAUUGGUAUUUUCAUCGAUAUCAAACAAAAUCCACCGUCGACGGCAGUGACGAAAAUGAAAAAAAGUUUUUCGACGAAAAAAUUUCGCAACAAAACAAAUCGGAAAAACCGUUUAAAGCACCGAUUGUAUGGCGAAAUGUUUUCGCUAUGAUUGUUCUACAUUCGUUGGGUGCGUAUGGAUUUUAUGUUGGUCUUAGACAAGCACGUUGGCAAUCGCUGGUAUGGUCAUGGUUAAUUAGUGCAGUUGGAUCGUUUGGUGUAUUGGCUGGUGCACACCGGUUAUGGACACAUCGAUCAUAUAAAGCACAUUGGUCAUUACGUGUUGUCCUUAUGAUUCUUCAUACGGUCUGUCUACAGAAUGAUCUUUAUGAAUGGUGUCGUGAUCAUCGUACACAUCAUAAAUAUUCGGAAACUGAUGCUGAUCCACAUAAUUCUCGACGGGGAUUUUUUUUUGCUCAUAUGGGUUGGCUGCUUUGUCGUAAACAUCCGGAUGUAAAAGCAAAAGGUUCACUUAUUGAUAUGUCCGAUGUUUGGGCUGAUCCUGUUGUACGAUUUCAACGUCGUUUUUAUAUCCCGCUAGCAUUACUACUUUGGGGUAUCGUACCGGUAUUAAUACCAGUUUAUGGUUGGGGUGAAGAUUUUUGGCUUGCUGUUAUGGGUAAUUUUUUCCGUUAUGUAAUGUCAUUACAUCAUACAUGGACAGUAAAUUCAUGGGCACAUAUGUAUGGUUAUCAAUUUUUUGAUCAAUCAGUACAACCACGUGAAAAUUAUCUGGUUACAUACUUAACGUAUGGUGAAGGUUAUCAUAAUUAUCAUCAUGUUUUUCCAUGGGAUUAUUCUGCUAGUGAACAUGGUUGGCGUCAUUGUUUUAGUCCAGCUACUGCAUUUAUUGAUUUUUGUGCAUGGUUAGGCCUUGCUUAUGAUCGUCGUAUUGUAUCGCGGACACUUAUUCAACAACGAAGUCAAAGAUGUGGUGAUAUUCAAACUGUACCUUCAUUUAUGGAUAAAAAACGAAAACCAAAACGGAUAAUGAUCGAAUAUUUGUUGGGUAUGAUAGCAACUACAUGGCCUUUGAUUGUUUUUCUUGUAUUACGUAUGAUUAUUCAAUCAUAUUAAAAUUUAAGAUUUUAAAAAAUUAAAUAAAAUUGAAAUUUAGGCUUUCAAUUAGAAACUA